AUUAUAAUACCACAACUCCCAGCCCACGCCCUCCUCUCAAACGGCUAUUUCCUUUUGCUCUCGGCAGUCGGCUCCGCUCCCUUCGGCUCCUCCUCGGCGUCGCUCCCAUUUCUAGGGUUACGGUCGCCGGCGAUUUCCUCGCUUAUUAUGCCGAUUUGAUCGCCUCCCUGGCUGGCGGAUCAGUAGAGGAUCGGUGGGUGCGACGAUGAGGCGGUCGAGGCUGGAGCUGUCCUUUAAUCCGUUUACUCGGAAGAGGUUCCUGCACUUUCUCCUUGUUCUCGGGAUUCUCUACCUCUCUUUCCUCCUCCUGUGUGAGUUCCCCUUCGUAUUCCACGGAUUCACGCCGCUUGGCGCCGCGGGCGGCCUCCUCGGUGGCGACGCGGUGGCCCGUCGAGUCUCCCUGCAAAGCGAGGAGGACACCCAAGGGAUCUAUGCCCCUGUUCGUCCCUUUUUAUUCCCUUAUCGACCGGAAGUUUCCGCUGCAGCUCCUAUCCCGCACUGCUUGCCGCUCGAGACUCUGAGCUCGCGAUCGCUGAUCGUUUCCGGUUUGGCGCAGUUGGAGCUCAACUCGAGCAGUAGGGGAGCCUUUUCGGAUCUCCAUAAGUCGGCGUGGGACGCGUGGGAGGUGGGGAGGAGGGUUUUUGAAGACCUCAAGGCUUCUCCGGCGCCGUCUGCUGCGGCUCCAACGCAGGGGAUUCGGGUGGAACAGAACUGCCCGAACUCGAUCAUGUUGUCCGGAGCGGAGUUUCAGGAGCGAGGGAGAUUGACGGUGCUUCCUUGUGGGCUGACGUUGGGGUCCCAUAUCACUCUGGUGGCAAGGCCACGCAGGGCGCACCCCGACUAUGACCCAAAGAUAUCGGUUCUGAAGGACUCGGAGCAGGCCCCGAUGGUUUCUCAGUUCAUGAUGGAGCUAAAGGGGCUUAAAACUGUGGAUGGCGAAGACCCUCCAAGGAUUCUCCACUUUAACCCCCGGUUAAAGGGCGAUUGGAGCGGCAAGCCAGUGAUGGAGCUGAACUCCUGCUACCGCAUGCAGUGGGGGUCCGCUCAGCGAUGUGAGGGCUGGAAGUCCAAGUCCAGCGAGGAGACAGUUGAUGGUCUGGUUAAGUGUGAAGGGUGGACUCGAGAUGAAGAUACCCAGGUGGAAGAGACAAAGAAGUCAUGGUGGUUUAAGAGAUUAAUUGGUCCGGCAAAAAUCUCAUUUGAUUGGCCAUAUCCAUUUGUUGAAGACAAAUUGUUUGUUUUAACAUUAACUGCUGGUUUAGAGGGUUAUCAUAUUAAUGUUGGUGGGAGGCAUGUUGCAUCCUUUCCAUACCGUACUAGUUUCGCCCUUGAAGAUGCCACCGGCCUGUCAUUGAAUGGAGAUCUCGACAUUGAGUCAAUAUAUGCUGUUUCAUUGCCUGCUAGGCAUCCUAGUUUUUCCCUGAAAAGGGAACUGGAGAUGUCUGCUCAGUGGCAGGCUCCUCCACUUACUGAUGAGCCUAUAGAACUUUUCAUCGGCAUCCUUUCUGCAGGAAACCAUUUUGCAGAACGUAUGGCAGUCAGAAAAUCGUGGAUGUCUGCAUUAACUAGAUCAUCAAAUGUGCUGGCAAGGUUCUUUGUUGCGCUGAAUGGAAGAAAGGAGGUGAACAUGCAAUUAAAACUGGAAGCAGAAUUCUUUGGGGAUAUUGUUAUAGUACCUUACAUGGACAGUUAUGAUCUAGUUGUUUUGAAGACUGUUGCUAUCUGUGAGUAUGGGGUUCGAAAAGUAUCCGCCAAAUAUAUUAUGAAGUGUGAUGAUGACACAUUUGUGAGGCUUGACUCAGUACUCAAGGAAGUGAAUAAAAUCCCAUCCGAUAGAAGCCUUUACAUUGGGAAUAUUAAUUAUUACCACAAGCCUCUUCGCUUUGGGAAAUGGGCUGUGACAUAUGAGGAAUGGCCAGAGGAGAACUACCCACAUUAUGCUAAUGGUCCAGGCUAUGUUAUAUCUUCUGAUAUUGCAAAUUAUGUUGUUUCGGAGUUUGAAAAGCAUACACUGAGAUUAUUCAAGAUGGAAGACGUGAGCAUGGGCAUGUGGGUGGAGAAGUUCAACAUUACUAAGAACCCCGUGGAGUACGUCCACAACCUCAAAUUUUGCCAGUUCGGUUGCAUUAACGAUUACUACACCGCUCAUUACCAGUCCCCUAGGCAAAUGAUGUGCAUGUGGGAGAAACUGCAGGCAGGAAAACCUCAAUGUUGCGACAUGAGAUGACGAUAGCUGUGCAAGCAUCCUUCACCACCAGCAGCUCAGAAGCCAAUUUUGCAAGUUAUAACAGAGCAGAGGCUCGAGCCAUCUCCAAUCCUAGAGAGUCAUGUGUAUGGUACGUCAAGGUAUGAUUUAGUGCAAGCAUCCCUUGCCAGAUUCAUUUAUUAUUUCGUCCUUUUGGGUUGAUUUGGGAAGAAAGGAGGGAACUGGACUAGGAAUAUGAACUGAUGUUUUGGUAGGUCUCUACCAUGAGCUACGUAGGAUGUAAUUUAAUGUAAUACACAUUGGAGAUUUGAUUUCAACGAGUCCCCUAAUGCAAAAGUAUUACAUUUGACUGAUUGUUGGGCUCUA
Messenger RNA from Zingiber officinale, 2572 nucleotides. Its product is annotated as hydroxyproline O-galactosyltransferase GALT6-like. The transcript is spliced from 7 exons. Gene Ontology annotation, molecular function: carbohydrate binding; galactosyltransferase activity. Lineage: Eukaryota; Viridiplantae; Streptophyta; Magnoliopsida; Zingiberales; Zingiberaceae. Gene Ontology annotation, cellular component: Golgi membrane. The coding region runs from base 206 to 2227 and encodes 673 amino acids. The record is from RefSeq and is a predicted model, not a curated record.